Helicoverpa zea (corn earworm) is the source of this 3196-nucleotide messenger RNA. RefSeq lists its product as uncharacterized. The record is from RefSeq and is a predicted model, not a curated record. NCBI's taxonomy places the organism in Eukaryota, Metazoa, Arthropoda, Insecta, Lepidoptera, Noctuidae. The transcript has 7 exons. Bases 184 to 1239 code for a protein of 351 amino acids.
CGUCCGUAAGCCACGGCGCGGUCGGGCCGCGCUCGCGGGUGCUCCAAUUUAUUGAACUGACGAUAUUAGUGUGAGAUCUGUUUUUUUGGAACAUGUGCUGUGUUUGAUAAAGAAGAUGACCGGUGAAAUUUGCUGCAGCCAAAAAUGGUAUGCGUUGAUUUGUGCGCGUAGCUGAAAGGAGAGAUGCACUUGCGUGCUCUACUCUCACUCGAACGGACAACCGCCGGCAUGAAGGGCCAACCGGUUUGGACGACGUCACCACCCGGGGAGCCGUUGGUGCGGGCCCCGGUGGGCAAGCCAAGAUGUCCGCCAGCCAUAUCUCGUCUCCGCGUGGAGAAGGUGGAAGGAGGCCUGGCGGUCGCUGGGGUCGUCGUCGCAGCCAACUGCCAGAUAGUUCUACCGAUAUUCGGAUUCCUGUUCAUGCUUGUAGGAUGUGUGUUAACUGCGGCAUCAUAUCGCGGUUGUGGUGAGAAUGAGGAGCCGGAUCACUAUGCUGCCCGGAUAGCAUUUACUGGAAACUCGCGAGUAUUGGGUCCUGUGUGCAUCGUGGCUGGAGCUAUCAUGACCAUUGCUGGUAUCGUGUUAUGCAUAUUGAUGCGAGCGGCACAACGUCGUCAGCGUAGGCUGGCGUUCCACUGUCCCAUUCACGGCGACUUCUACCCACUGAGCCCACAGAACAGCAGGAAAUAUUCGCCAGUUGUUCCUGCAGGCACGCCAGCAGGCAUGUGGCGUUGGAUGCGCAGCUGGCUGGGCCUGGUCGAGGAAGGUGAGGCUGCUCGCUGUCCAAGGUCUGCGGAGCCUGCGUCACCGGCACGAGCUGAUGCGCCGUGCCCCCCACCUUUACCUUUCUUAGUGCCGUCGGAUUCUGUUGUAGGCAUGGCAUCAGUUCUUGGAGCUCCUCUUAGUCCCGAGCAAACGUUCGGUUCCAUCAAAUCGCUCGCGAUAUCCAGGGAGGUCGCCAGCUUCCCGCUGUCGCGCUCACCGACACCGCCACCAUUGAGUUGUCCACCGUUCAAAGAGGAGUCCAAGGGUUCAGACGACAUACCGAAUGCAGUUAUAAUACGUCCAGACUUCGACUGCGGCUCGCCGACGUGCAACUACCGCGUCGUCGAGUGCAAGCUGACCACUACGGAGGAGAUACACCGCAGUGCCCCACACAAUAGUCUUCAUAGCGUGGACAACAGACCAAUAAGACCCAACACAGUUUCUAUAACGAUACCCGACGAAGGGAAGGGUUAACAAUCCGUUUUAGGCUAGACAAUUUUUUAAUUAAAUAUUGUUCAAAGUGAGCUGGAAUGCGCUAUUCGAAAUAUUUGGCGUAAGGGUUGGCGACGACCAAAUGGGCGUAUAUGUGUUUGUGUAAUGCCUAGUUUUAUGCUCAUUGUUGUUAGUAGUGAGCACAGACAGCCACGAUACGCCUAGUGUGGCCGCACCCUGACGAAAACGGUGUACAUAAAUUGUUUUAUAUAAGGAUCACAAUAUUAUUUCUUAACAUUCGUCUGCUCAAACGAUCACGAUUUGUCUUCCGCUGCUGCUCACUCGAUCAGCCACGAAAUUGAUCACUGUAAAGUUUUUACUGUCACCUUUGCUGCAUUUACGUUGGGUUGGUUUUUCAAUCUUGCAAUUAGUUCUUGGUGUGACGCAAAUAGGGUGUGAUAGCCAACUCAGGCUUGCGGACAGUUACAAAAGGACCAUUUUAUAUAUAGGUUCUACGGUUGAGUGUUAAAUCCUAGAUUAUAAUGAAUACCACACAGUCUAUGUUUAUUAGCAAUAUAUUGCGCCAAAUAUAGUAAGUGUAAUGAAUGAGAGAUUGAAUAAGAAUGUCUAUGUUAAAUGUUAUAUGAUGAAGUGAUUAUACGUUAUAUUAUUUUGCUUCCAUUUACUUUGAACUGAGCAGAGCAUUUCGUUCAUUUUACAUUGUGCAUGUUAGGUUUAACUCGUCCUAUUUAUGUGACACUUAGAAUUGUCUGAAGACGUCAAAAUAAUUUAUUACUGAAUUAUCAUACAAUUAGUAUGACGCAACCCAGAGGCCUCGAAACACGUAUGUAACUUCUACUUACGGAAUUAAUGUUUUUUCUUUGUUUUCAUUAUCGUCAUUAGAUUAUUGAACUAACAAUAGGUGCACGCCCACGUGCUUUAUCAUUGUCACUUAAUAAAAUAUUUAUUAAUUAAAAAUAGAAUAAUAAAAUGACAGGUAUGACUUCGAUUACCUAUUGUAAGACUAUAAUGUUCCUUCAGACAAGCUACAGUAGAUAUCACGUAAAUAGGACAUUCAUUAUAUCUCAUGAUUAUCCCAAUGAUCAUUGUGUCGGCAUUCUAGUCGUAUCGUUCUAUCUAUACUUUGUUGGUGUAAUUAUAUACCUUAUUCAUAUAAUAUGUACGCGGUAGAAGAAAUGUAUUGGCUCAGUAGGAUAAAACGUUCCUUAUAUUAAAUAAUAUUUGUAGGAAAUUGUCCAUUACAUUCGUUUACACGUAAUAUUAGUGUAAGUAUUAUUGUGUAAGAGUACAUACAAAACACAUGCCCUAGUUAUAGUCCCGAUUGUGAUAUUCUUUUAAUUUUUAACACUUUUUUGACUUGAAUGCAAAGGCAACGUUGUUGCGGCCGCAGAGAACAAAAGAAAGCAUGUUCAAAAUGCCUUCUUAUUUUAUCUGUGGUUUUUACCUAUAAACAAAAUAAUUUGAAAUCAUUUUGUAUAUAAAAUAUACAUAUAGGUUGUCCCUAUUUUGUUGAAUCAUAAAUCAUUGUUUUGGUGAAUGAGCCAAAAGGAAGAUGCCAAAAUAAAGUUCGUCGCGUCCAUGUCUCGUAUGUUGUUCGUUUCACACUCAAUAAAUUAAUUGUGCUCAGAAAAGACAAUUGAAUAAGAAGCAAGGAUGUAGAUAAAAGUCGUAGUCCACGUAUAUAUUAUAUAAUUUAGAAUUAUUGGUACGUAGGUCAAGUUAUAAGUUUGUGAUGAAGGCAUUCAUUGGCCAAGUUAUUCAAAAUUAUAUGGAAGGUAAUUUUUUAUAAUCCGUAGCUAAGUGCCACGCCUAAAUAAUCUAUUAUAAUAUUGUAUUGUAUACUUAAAUUAAGCUUAUUUAAUAUUGUUAUAAUUGUAAGGAUGAAAUGAAAAUACAAAUUUGAGUUAAAAACGAGACCUUUUCUUUUGAUUUUAUUUGAGUUUAUAUGGAAUCCCUCUAAAUAUAUCUUAUGAUUAAU